GCUGGCUACCCUAUUUUCCACUUUGUCACGGCAUCACGAAGAGACUUUCAUUUUGCUCGUGAAAAUAUUGCUAAAUUUUAUAAUCAAUCGUUCAUAGUUUGCAGUGCGUACGGUUUAUUAAACUUGCUCAAAUUGCGUUAAAUUGUUCUCUGUGAUAGGUUUUUCCUUAGGAAACUAGAAAUGACGGAACAGCAAAUGGAUUGUGCAUUAGAUUUGAUGAGGAGACUUCCCCCUCAGCAAAUCGAGAAGAAUUUAAUCGAUUUGAUAGACCUGGCUCCGGCUCUAUGCGAGGACUUGUUGACAUCCGUGGAUCAGCCUUUGAAAAUAGCGAAAGAUAAGGAAACGGGCAAAGACUAUUUGCUGUGUGAUUACAAUCGAGAUGGUGACUCAUACCGAUGCCCGUGGACAAAUACUUACGAUCCGCCGCUGGAAGACGGAUCGAUGCCCUCGGAACGGCUCCGGAAGCUGGAGAUCGAAGCGAAUCAUGCCUUUGACCAGUAUCGGGAAAUGUAUUACGAGGGAGGAGUCUCUUCCGCUUAUCUGUGGGACUUGGACCAUGGCUUCGCGGGAGUGAUUCUGAUCAAAAAGGCCGGAGAGGGCAAUCAAAAGACCAAAGGCUGUUGGGAUUCGAUCCAUGUGGUGGAAGUGCAGGAGAAGAGUUCCGGAAGGACGGCCCACUAUAAGCUGACGUCGACGGCAAUGCUUUGGCUGCAAACCCACAAGCAGGGAUCGGGAACGAUUAAUCUGGGGGGAAGUUUGACCAGACAGGUGGAGCAGGAUGCCCCGGUGAGCGAAAGCAGUCCGCACAUUGCCAACAUCGGGCGCCUGGUGGAAGACAUGGAGAACAAAAUUCGCAACACGCUGAACGAGAUCUACUUCGGCAAGACCAAGGACAUCGUCAACGGGCUGAGAAGCAUCCAGAAGUUGGCCGACACGAACCAGCAGGCUUCGAUGAAGAAGGAACUGGCGUUGGCACUCUUACGACGAACCGGAAAGGGAGAGAACUGAAUUAUUGUGAAAAACCCAACUGAAGUCAUCGUCAUGAGCUGCGAAAACUAUAUUUUCUGAUGCUGUUGCUGUGCUGUUGUUCGCUUUGCGCUAAGCGAAAUUACCGAGAAACACACUCUCUCUCUCUUACACUGGAAAACCGGAAAGAAACGAUCGCUACACUUUAAACGGAUGGGAGGAGCCAAAUGACGAUGUUUGUAAUGCUAAGUUUAGGAAAUAAAAAAACAAUAUUUUAAUGGUGUUAAGUAUAGUGAAAACUUCAGGUUUUUCCAAGCUUUUUUUUUGAAUCCUAACAUAACGAGAGUUUAAGUACGUAGAUUGUGUAUACCUUUACCUUGAUUUAGUUUGUUUGCACAAAUAGCUUCCACAAAUUAUUUUGUUUCUAGAAAUCGAAAAUUAAUAAAUAAAUAUAUGAUUUAA
Molecule: messenger RNA, 1428 nt
Organism: Aedes aegypti (yellow fever mosquito)
Lineage: Eukaryota; Metazoa; Arthropoda; Insecta; Diptera; Culicidae
Gene: cpb
Product: F-actin-capping protein subunit beta
Exons: 4
Coding region: 181-1008 (275 amino acids)
Biological process (GO): actin cytoskeleton organization; barbed-end actin filament capping; regulation of lamellipodium assembly
Cellular component (GO): F-actin capping protein complex; cytoplasm
Molecular function (GO): actin filament binding
Source: RefSeq, a predicted model, not a curated record